Molecule: messenger RNA, 1686 nt
Organism: Dermacentor silvarum
Lineage: Eukaryota; Metazoa; Arthropoda; Arachnida; Ixodida; Ixodidae
Product: mitochondrial protein C2orf69-like
Cellular component (GO): mitochondrion
Source: RefSeq, a predicted model, not a curated record
GAAGCACCCAUGUGCGUGUGUUCAUCUACAUGUCCGUAUUCAGCUGGUUCGGCGUAAUACGAAGAAAUAGUUAGCCUGCUCUUGCCCUCCCGAACCGCUUUGAUGGACUGGCUUAAAAGUAUAGAGCCGACACUUCUCGUGAUAUCUUUAGAUGGCCAGCGUAGGGAUGUAACUUAAGUAAAGCGCAGUCGCUGGUCAUUGGUUCAAAGUUUUGAUAUGAGCACACGUUCACUGUGGCUGCUGGCCAGUUUAUUCAGCAAGUCCCUUUCCAAUCGUUUAGCGCCCUUACUAUGUCGGGAACAACGGACACUUGCGAACGAUCUACCUCUGAAAGGUUUCAAAAAGUAGAAGGCUCGACGGGGAAGUUUAAUGAUCUGGUACUAAGGUCACCAGAGAAGGCGGGAGACGGAAAUCAAGUUGUGGUUUUCUUUGGCGGCGACAUACAGGACUUCCCAGAGGCGAUGAUGAAGCAUCGUGAUAACAGGCGAUACGUCCAGUGGAACCUUGACAACAUGGCCACAUUAAUGGCAAAGCACUUUCCCAGUGCCCACUGCAUCGUUGUAAGGCCAAACAGGCUUCAGUACCUCACAUUCAGCUGCUAUGACAACUUUGUUGAGGGCAACGACAUGGGGGCACCAACUCAUGAAUUCAGCAUUACAGCAUUGGAGCACCUACUUGCUCUUCUCAACAGCUUGUCCUCAAGGCUGAGGGACAAAACAAACAAGGCAAGGUAUGGCCCUAUUGCCACAGGCGUACUGGAGCUUCCACUGGUGCUAAUUGGAUUCAGCAAAGGUUGUAUUGUACUCAACCAGUUUCUCUAUGCCAUCAAAGCACUAGAGGUCCAGCCUGAUGAUGAUGUCAUUGCGCUCGUCCGUAGAAUAAAAGCGAUGUACUGGUUGGAUGGCGGCCACUCCGGUGGAUCUAAUACGUGGGUAACCAAGGAGGUUAUCUUGAAAUCGUUUCGACCGUGCGAUAUCAAAGUGUAUAUCCAUGUGACACCAUACCAAGUGCUGUGCAGCUCAAGGCCCUGGAUAGGCAAAGAAGAGAAAGUGUUUAGAGAGACUCAAAAACUGGGGGUUGAUGUGACACGAAAAAUCUACCAUGAAGAUGACCUUCCAUCGUUGGAAAUGCACUUCAGUGUGCUUGAGGAGUUCAAGGACGCUGCGUAACUGUAUACAUAUCAUGAGUGACCUUUACUGCUUUUUCGUGCUAACAUGUGCUGUUGAUGGUAAAAAUGCUGCGUUCGGAUGUCUUCAGGCCAUAAUAUUUUCGUAUGUUCUUGCAUCUACCAGUGAAUGCGACCCCUGUUCUGUGAACUUCAUGAUAAUUUAUUGAAAUCUUGUGACUUAUGUAUCAAUGGACUUGGACUGCAAAUGAAACUGUUUUGUGUGGGUUAACCAAGUUUCGCACCAACCUUCUAGACGCCUUUUUUUUUUACCCACUUAACAGCUAGUUGUUUCUGUUCACCUGUUUGAUUGUUUGAUUUGUACGUAGAGCAAGAGGGAGUCUGAGCUGUAGCCGGCUAGCCUCACUUACGAACAGGAAAGCAUUGUGCACAUGGAGAAAUCUGCCCUCAUAUGUCAGGAUAAAGUUGACUACUUGUGCUUCUGAAAUCCACAACAUUCUUAAUCUAGGUGUUUGUUAAUAUCACUGAUGCUGCUGUUGCUUCAACUGAGGCUUUAUCAG